CCCACCCCCACCAACAGGGACCUUAAGCAUCCAGCCCCUCAGGACAUACGAGGCAGAGUGGAGAUGGCCCCUAGGAGACAGAGCAGCUGCACAGGGCUCAGAUGCUGGGGUCCCAUGUCCUGUGCCUGGGUCCUCAAUGCUGAGAUCAGUCUAGAACCAACUUCAGUCUAGGUCUCAAGCUCGGUUCUUGUCAGUCCCUGAAUUCGCUGUCCACCUGCCUCUGGGUCACUGUUUCUGGAGCAGAAAGCUGAUUGUCAGUUUCUGUGACAUAGACUCCCUGAGACCUUCAGGGACACGGGUCUUCCCAUCUCCAAAGUCACCCUCCAACCUAACCCAAAUACCAUGUUAGCUUCUCAAGUAAUGACUUUCUCUCUCCUGCUUAGGUCCUGCCACUGAACAUGGGGCUGGCUUAUUCAAAGGAUCACUAUUAUACAGGCUGUUCUCUAUCCAGAGACAAUGAGACCAGAACAACAAAUGUGUGUGUGGAAGUUAACUGACAUAUUACUAAAUAACUCUUGAUUUGAAAAAAAAUUUUUUAAGUAUUUAGAACUGAAUAAUAGCAAACAUACUACAUUUCACACACACACACACACACACACACACACACACACACAAGUGUAUGUAAAAUCUGGUGAAAACUGAAUAAGAGCUGUAAUUUAGUUAAGUUUAGUUACAAUGUCAAUUUCCUGCUUAUUACAGCUAUACAGAAUGGCCCCAUGCGGGACCAGAGGAAGGAUUUAAGGGACUCUGUGAACAAUUUUUGCAACUUCUUGUGAGCCAAUAAUAAUUUCAAAAUCAAAAGUUUUUUUAAACUACAUGUCAAAAUUUGAGAAACAACUAGAUCAGUAUUUAGAUGUAAGUCUAUAAUUUAAACGCAUUUAUCAGAAGCAUUAAAAUGUUUAUGAGUUAACUCAAGAAGUUAUAUAAGGAGCAACAAAGCAUCCCCCCCAAAAAGGGGGGGUAUAAAUAAAAAUAAUGGCAGAAAUCGAUGAAAUAGAAAAACAACAAAAAAUUACAAAAAGCUAACAUUCAUUCUUUGACAAGAUUAUUGAGAUAAUUUUCCAGCAAAUCUAAUCAAGAGGGAAAAAAGUGAAGAUGCAAAUAAAAUACAAAGUGAAAAAUAGGAAUUAACAGACAUCAUAUGUUCUAAAAGUAAUAAAAGUAUCAUUAACAACUCUACAUUUAUAAAUUUGUAAACCCAGAUGAAGUGGAUAAAUUUCUAAAAUAUAAGAAAUGCCAAAGUUGGCAUAAGAAGAGCAUAUGCAAUGUCUUAAACCAAUGAAAAUGGCCAAGGAUCUCAGGCAAAUUGACAAGAAAAAAGGGAUCAAGCCCAGUAGGGAAAUGGGCCAAGCGUGUGAAGAGGGACUUCUCAGAAGAGCAAACCAGAAAGGCUAACAAGCAUGUGAAGAGACACUGGCGCUCAACAAUAAUCAGAGAAAUGCAAUAUAUCCCAACGUACAGCCCUCAGACUGGUGAGGACUCAGAAAGCUGGAAGAAUACAAGCACUGGUAGGACUGCGGGGCUAGAGACCCCCGUGCACUGCUGCUCAUGGGAGUAGUUGGGGCGGGGGAUAGGGUCCUCUCCUGCCCCUGAAGAAUGGGGGAGUUGAGAGUUCGGAUCAAUGUCACAGGCCCAAAGUAUCAUUCAUCGUAUGGAGGAGUCUGGCAAUACUUAGUCAAAUUAGGUUUACAAAUAGCCAUUUCUGAUCAUCCGAGGUACACAGAGCAGCAAUUUCCACCUUCAACUACAAAGGAACACAUAUGAGGAUGCAACAUUGUUGUGGUGACAGUGAGCUGAAGGCAACGGGAGACCUAGUAAACACCCAGCACGCAGGGGUUGUACACCAAGGAACAGCAUGCAGCGCUUAGAAACAACUGGUUAGAUGUAGGCAUCACUUGCACAUGCAUGGACAUCAAGGCACAGUGCUGAUUAUUUUAAAUAGUAAAUAACACUAUCACUUGCAUAAAUUAAAACCUCAUGGACAUAAAACACUGCACAUCUCGCAAGAACACACACAAACCAAAGAUAUGCAUCACCCACCUGAAAUGAGUACCUAUGGGACAGUUAGGGAAUAAAAAUUGGGAAUUGAGGAUUACUGGAAAGAAAUAAAACAUUGUAGGUGAUACAAAUUCAUAGGCUUUGGACUCAAAGGUAGAUCAAGGUUGAAAACUUUACCCCUCCACUUACUAGCUGUGCAAUCUUGUGCAUCAUAUUGAACUCAUUUAUAAAAUGUAUUAAUAACACAUUUCAUAGAGUCACUGUUGAAUAUUAAAAAGAUUAUUAGUAUGAAGUGCCAGGCAAGUUCUAAGCUCUCCAAAAAUGUUGGUUCCCCUAUCUCUCCAGUAUCUAAAGGAUCAAGGUUAACCUCUUUGCUGGCAUUCAAGCCUCACAUACACCCCCACCCUCCACCCCUAGAUUGGCCCCAAACAACCUUGCCAACUGUUCAGUACUGCUCCCUUGUGCAGCAGUCCAGCUAGAGGUCGCUUCUGCCACACUUUUCUGUCCAGAAUGCCUGGCACACAGGCUCCGUAACCCAGAAAUCUGUGGCAAACUAAGAGGCCGAGAUUUGCAGAAAAGAUGGGACACAGAAAGGGGGAAUGAAGGCUGAUGAAGGAUCACACAAAGGCGUUGGGCCAAGAAGAUGGCCCACACCAGCCCAGACCGCAAAACGACAGGACCCAACAAUCUGAGCACAAACAGGGACACAACCAGAAGAGUGCGAUGAAAUCCCCAAGGAAAAAAGGACAGAGCAGUGGUCAGAGGAGAUGCUACACCUACAAAAGUGAAACCACAGAAAGAAAGAAGAGCAAACUGAUAGAACGGAAAUCUGCAGGAAGACAGAGGAGGAGCAGCAGAGAGCUCACAAUUGGGAGUGGCAGAAAAGUGAGGAGCUGGGCACAAAGACCGGGUUCUCGGGGAAAAGAGGAGACAAUCUUAGAGGCUGAAAGACAGAAAAGGAGACAGGGCGAGAUGUAGAGAAAAGGGGACAACACAGGAUGGCAGGGAAACUGUGAAAUGGAUCUAAUAGAGGGGCAUGGAGAAGGCUAAUUACAGAGUGGAGCCCUGAGAAUGGGGUGAAAUCGGGAGGAAGAUGAACACAGAGGGUGGAAACGGCUAAGACAACAGGAAAACUACAGAGCGUCUCAGGAAUGGAAGAAAGGCGGAAAGGGGGCCAGGCUAUGAGGGAAUGAGAGACGUAGAGAAAGGGGGUUGGAAAAUCAGCAGGAUGGACAGGCAGAGUCUCUGAGAGAAGGAAAAGUCAAAUUUAGGAAAAUCAGCACCGACACGGACACGGAUGACAAGACACAAGGAAAGGGGUGCAAGCUGAGAAGGUGGGACUCGGGAAGGAAACGGGGAUAGCGCAGGAUGGGGAGCACAAAAGGAGAAGGGUCGAUCGGGAGCUGGGACACCGGGAGAGAAAUGAGAGAAAACAGGCGUUCACGCAGCAACGAGGACUCCCACCCCCACCGAGAGCGGAAUCAAGACCAAAGGCUGAAGACACGCAGCCCUGCAGUGUAGGCGGGAGGGCGAGACUGCGCGUGCGCGAGUGGAUCCCGGUCAACGCCGGAUAGCCGUUCCUGGGGGGAAGGGCCAGCCUUGUCCUAGAAGCCGUAUUCGACGCCCCAUUGGCCACCUCCCUCAAAAGGCGAAGAACAAUCUGGAAAGGCAAAUCACACGGGGAGGAAGAAAGGGCAUAAGAUUCAACUCGACGCGCUAUUGGCUGGUCUGAUAGUCCAGCGCGAGGAGAAGUGGGCCAGAGGUAAGGGGCGGGCUGUCAGUGCAGGAUUUUGAAGCGCAUUGGCCGCUCGCCUGGCAGCAGGAGGCGGCGCUUAAAGUUCAUUGGUUCUUGUGAGAAGGGGCGGGAAAAGUGUCGCGAGUGCGGCGGUUUCUAACGCCACAGGCUCAUUGCCACCUUUCGCCUCUUCUUGACUGAGUCUGACUCCGCUGGAGGCUGUGGUAACCGCGGGCAGACGACGCAAACACGACCCCUCCCCUCCCUGUCCCUUCCCCUCCCUCUCUUGCGCUGGAUCCGGGCCCGAAGCAACCGCUUGCCUCCCUCUAGAGCCCCUGGCGCCCCCUUCCACCUCCGCCACCCCGCGGCCCCUCAGCGCGCUCCCCGAGCCCCGCCCCCUCCCUGGGACCCUGGCGCGGGGCGGGGCCGCGGGCCCAGCGUUUAUGGGGACAGCGGCAGAAGAGGGUGCACGCGAGGAACAGCUGCGUGGGGAGGUGGGGCGGGCGAGGCGUGAGGCCAGUUGUUGCGUGUGGGGAUAGGCUCGUGAAGGCCGGGCGCAGCGGCUGCACGAGCUUGCCCUUGUUUGGAAGGCAUGUGGUGCAAGAGAGGAAUUCGGGCCGCAGGGAGAGGACUAGGGUCCAUAUCAGGGCCUGGCACAUGGAAGCGGCUCAGUAAACCUUUGCUGAGUGAAUGAAAAUAAUUCUUGAAAGUGGGGGAAAGGAUCUAUGAAAAUAAUGUAAUUACUGGGAUACAAGGGAGUGAUCUGAUUAAAAGAGGUGCUGGGAGAAAUUGAAUUGCAGCUCAUACAUAAGGCUAAGAGUUGAAAGGUGAGCAUAAAAAUAUGUGUAGAAAUUGGAUAAAUGCAGGAGGGAAGGAUGAUCCCUGUUGAAGAGGACACCAGGGAAACUGCUAGAAUGGGGUAUCGGUGGAAAGCGGGUGUAAACUGUUGAAGGGGGCACGAGAGUACGGAAGUAUGCCUAAAACUGGGAUUUGAGCUUGGGAGGAUACAGGUGAGCAGAGGAGAAUAAUGUUUGGAUUGAAAGAGCCUUAAGAAAGGAAAAAGGAGAGAGGUUCUUGGGAAGGAAGAGUGCCUGGGAAGAAGGAUGCCCGAGGAGGAGUAAAAAAGGGAGAAAGCCAGGGGAGAAUGAGGGUGAAAGCUGAGUCCGGGGGUGGGCACAAUGGAAAACCCUUCCGGUGUGGCCUCCCAGAGACAGGAGGGCUGGUCAGGAGAGGGCCCAUGUGGCCAUCCUGACCCACCACUCCUGCCCCUAGAUCCAUGGAACCCAAUGAAAUGCCUGCUGUCCACCACUGCCCCUCAGACUCUGCCACAGAGGGUGAGACCAGAGCCCCCCAGGGCAUGGAGCUGAUCCCCAGGAGAGCUGUCAGUCGCUCUCCAACCUGCGCCCGCUGCCGCAACCAUGGUGUUACUGCCCACCUCAAGGGCCACAAGCGCCUCUGCCUCUUUCAGGCUUGCGAGUGUCACAAGUGUGUCCUCAUCUUGGAGCGCCGAAGGGUCACGGCUGCCCAGGUGGCCUUGCGUAGGCAGCAGGAGGCACAGCUAAAGAAGCACCUGGCUGAGGGACUAAUGAGGAGAGGCGCAGCCCCUCCCAAAGUUCCCAGCCGAGUCAAGAAGGGAGUCAUUCGAGCAGGGGUCCACUCUGGAAAGGAGAACAUAGCACCCCAGCCUCAGACCUCCCAUAGGGCAGUCCCACUGGCACUGACACCCCCUGGGAAGGAGAACUUCCGGGGGCCUCUGCUCCUCAGCCGUCCCACAGAAGCUUUGCCUUUGCCCUGGACUCCACUGCCUCCAGGCCCUUGGGCCCCUGGACACUGGCUAUCUCCUGGCCUUUCCAUGCCAACCCCAGUGGUGUGCCGCUUGCUAUGCCAAGAACCUGCUGUCCCUCUGCAUCCCUUCCCUGGUUUUGACCCUGGCUCUGCCCUCCGGCUGCCCACUCAUGGGCCCUUCCCAGCCUGCCCAGGAUCUCGCCCAAUACUGAUGGCUCCUCUUUCUGGAGAAUCCCAAGGGCCCUCUACCCUGCCCCACACAUGCUCGACUCUGAUACUGCAGCCCUGUGGCACCCCAGACCCUCUUCUGCUGCAGCCACAGGCCCCUGGAGCCUCUCGCCUGGCCUGGACCUCUGCCCACUCUGAGAGGCAGCUGCAGCGGGAGGCAGCUGAGGCUCUUGUGGGGCUGAAAGAUUCACCUCAGGCUCCCCGCCUGACCCCUUCUGUUCCCCCCAACCCUGCCUGGAUCUCCCUGCUCCAUCCCUGUGGCCCCUCAGCUUCUGCUGGAGGAAGAGGAUUCCAGCCUGUUGGCCCCUCUCUCCGACCCAGCCCAGUGCCCUCUGUGGCUCUGCAUAUUGGACAUCUGGGGUCCAUCUCCCUCCUAAGCUAGAAGCUCAGAGGUGAAGGCUUCACUUGGGCAGAAGGCAACAGCCCGUAGGCACUGCAUAUUUGGUAUUUUACUUGCAGAUUAAUGCAUGGAAUGUAACGUUGUACAAGCUUCAGGCUUUUAAGCUUUUAGGUGCUUUGUUGGCUUUUGGUUCCUGUGUAGCAUGGGCAUUUCCUUGGGCAAAGGUGGAUAUUCUCUUAUCCACCUUGGUUCCUGGGACCUUUUUAAAUCUCCAGCAAAGAGAGAGUUGUGCGGUUUAAGCUAACCAGUAUCUAAAUAGAUUUUUGCAUGAGUUCAUGUUCCAGGGUAUUUAUUUGACACAUGAUCCUAUACAUACCUGUGCACUCAUGUCUGUCUCCAUGCAUGCAAAAACAGAAGAGUAUUUCUUUUCAUUUGGUGUCUAGGUUUGUGUGAGUAAGCAAGAAAUAAACCUGUGUUGUUUUAAGCCA
Messenger RNA from Camelus dromedarius (Arabian camel), 6574 nucleotides. It is a transcript of the gene DMRTC2, whose product is annotated as DMRT like family C2. Gene Ontology annotation, molecular function: RNA polymerase II cis-regulatory region sequence-specific DNA binding; DNA-binding transcription factor activity, RNA polymerase II-specific. The coding region runs from base 5010 to 6128 and encodes 372 amino acids. Gene Ontology annotation, cellular component: nucleus. The record is from RefSeq and is a predicted model, not a curated record. Lineage: Eukaryota; Metazoa; Chordata; Mammalia; Artiodactyla; Camelidae. Gene Ontology annotation, biological process: regulation of transcription by RNA polymerase II; germ cell development; sex differentiation. The transcript has 8 exons.